Molecule: messenger RNA, 495 nt
Organism: Prorocentrum cordatum
Lineage: Eukaryota; Dinophyceae; Prorocentrales; Prorocentraceae
Source: the annotation of a GenBank genome assembly
AUGAGCGCGGAGGAUACCAAGGCCAUCGACACCGUGGAUGAAGAAGAUGAUGACGAGUACGACGAUGAAGAGUUCGAGGAGGACUACGACGACAUCGACUACGAGUACGACGAGGACGAGGAGGGCGAAGACAGGCAGCAGGCACUCUGCAAGGCGAGGUUCCUCAAGGGCAGCCCGAAGAAGUACCGCCGCGUGCUGUGGCAGAUCCGCGGCAGGUCCUACCGCGAGGCGCUCAUGCUGCUCGAGUUCUUGCCGUGGCGCACGUGCAAACCAGUCCUCAAGUGCCUGCAGUCGGCAGCGGCAAACGCCCAGAACACAUACAACAUGGACAAGUCUCGCCUGUACAUCAGCCGCUGCCAGGCCUACAAGGGCCCUUACAGCAAGCGCAUGAGGAUCGAGUCGAAGGGCAUGGCGCAGAUGUACAAGAGAUGGACCACGCACCUCCACAUCUACGUGGCCGAGCUGAGGGACGAGGAGCUGGAGGACUUCGCGUAA